AUCAAGCAGUUUUGAAAUUGAAAAUCGAAGAACAAUUUAAUAAAUUAAUAUUAUUUGUAAUAAAACUUAUAAGAAAAAAAUGGCUCUCCGAAAACAACCAAUUGUUUCUGCAAUUGGAAAUGAAAAUAUAGGAAUAAUGUCCAAUGGAAUUAAUAUAAAAAAUAAUUUAGCAAAUCGUCCAAAAUCAAAACAACCGUUAGGAAAUAUAAAUAACACUAUUCAUAAUCAAUUAGGAAGAAAUAAUGGAGGGACCAUUGAUAUUGAAAGAAAGAAAAAAAACUUAAUUCAAGCAAAUAAUGAAAAACAACUUCCAAAAUCUUGCAAAAUUUUUCAAGAUGAAUUCGACGACUUUUGCAGUUUUAAAAAUGAUGACAAAACGCCUGAACAAAAAUGGCUGGAUGAAGAAAUUGCGAAUUCGCGAAUUUUCGAAAAAAUAAUUGAAGCAGACAAACCUAGAACCAAACCAAUUACAAAAGCCGAGCUAGAUUGGAUUGAAUUUUUUGAAUUUGGAGAAAAAAACAAUGAUAUUGCAAAGGACAUCGAUUCGAAUGAUUCUUUUGAGUUACCAGAAUUGGAAAUUCCAAAAUUACCAAAUAUUAAUUUUAAAAAUUUACGAGCACCCUCUCCACCAAUUCAUCUUUUUGAAGAUUUAGACAUAUCAGAUGUUGAAAAUAUUUUGCAAAAUGAUGAAAUGGAGGCCCCAACACCUAUUAUAACGGCAAAUUUUGAUGACAGUUUCAAUUUUUAAGAGUUUAUCGAGCUACAUACUUAUUAAUUUUUUUUUUGUAUUUUGAUUAAAAUUAACAUUUUUGUUUAAAUGUAAAUAUUUACUAAAUUAUGAACUAUUCAUAAAUUUUUUUU
Molecule: messenger RNA, 861 nt
Organism: Condylostylus longicornis
Lineage: Eukaryota; Metazoa; Arthropoda; Insecta; Diptera; Dolichopodidae
Exons: 3
Coding region: 80-748 (222 amino acids)
Source: RefSeq, a predicted model, not a curated record